UGCUGCAGCCCAAAAUCUAGCGCAGCGAGUGCACAGGCACGAAACGCGUCGGUUUUUAGCUGUAAAAUAGUCGCACCUCCCUCUUGACAGUUUAAAUACAAACAGGAAAAAGGAGUUAAAUACAGUUAGACCGUCAGCGCCUAUUUGUGCGACAGACACCUGCAUUUCAUAAAAGGAGAGGUAUUUAUUUUAUACGUCAGUCGAAUUAAAGGAUGUCGUUAUAGGCGGAGACAGAACCGUAAGCGGAGUUUCAUCACCAUCUGUCUUGCUUCGUUUCUAUUCGCUCGUCUGCACGGAAUCACGUCUUCAUUGUGGAGGUUGACAGCACAACUGAAGGAAGAUGAUUUCCGCGGUGACCACACGGCUACGUUUAAUCCUGAGGUAGACAUUUGGACAGUUCGUUGUGAGCACGUCUUCAUAUACCGAAAUUACAACGGAAGACCGCGCGGCGUCAUAUAUUCGGUUUAGCUUUGAGAAAACUACUUUGCUGCUUACUGGCGUUGACGUGACUUCCAUUGGAGAAUAAAUAAAGACCGGCGGAGUGGCACGUGCUAAAGCGACAAAAGGCAAUAGUUUUCCGAGGAGCGUUUAAUUGCAUUUGUGUUUUUUUCUUAACAGGCGAGUUGUAGCCUGUCUGUCUAUAGACGCCAGGCCACUCUGCCUCGUUAAUUGCAAAGUAAGGAUGGGAGAAAAGGUGGGCACAGACCAAAUUUCCCAUUAGGAUGCUUUGUGUGGAGUCUCUCUGAAUUGCUAACAUUGCUAACGAUAAGCUAUUAUAAUAAAUAUCUCUUAAAUAAAUAUAGGUUACUGUCUGAAUCAAGGCUCGAGAUAGCGAGAUCCACUCGCUGCAAGUUUAUUUUUAUAGAGUAUGGCACCUGGAGGUCCAGCAGCAAUGCUCCCUGCCUCUGAAGCCGCGAAGAUCUACCAGACUAACUACAUCAGAAACUCUCGCGCUAUUGGAGUCUUGUGGGCCAUUUUCACCAUUUUGUUUGCUAUUGUGAACGUUGUGUGCUUUAUUCAGCCUUACUGGAUUGGUGACGGCGUAGAUACUCCGCAAGCCGGCUACUUUGGUCUUUUCCACUAUUGCAUUGGAAAUGGACUGUCCCGGGAUUUCCUUUGUCAAGGUAGCUUCACUGAGUUUGGCUCCAUUCCCUCUGGUGCUUUCAAGGCCGCGUCCUUUUUUGUCGGAACGUCCAUGGUCCUCGUGCUCUCUUCUAUCGGCUGUUUUGCACUCUUCUUCUUCUGUAGCACUCUCACCGUUUACAAAAUAUGCGGCUGGAUGCAACUUGGCUCAGGUGUAUGUCUGGUGCUGGGAUGCAUGAUCUACCCUGAUGGCUGGGACUCAGAGGAAGUGAGGCGACUGUGUGGGGAGCAAACAAGUAAAUACACCCUAGGAGCCUGCUCUGUGCGCUGGGCCUACAUCCUGGCUAUCAUGGGCAUCCUGGAUGCAUUCAUCCUCUCUUUCCUGGCUUUUGUGCUGGGAAACAGGCAGGAUGGCUUAAUGGCUGAGAAACUUCUGGCUGAGAGCAAGGAGGGUGGAAAUGCCUAAAAAUAUUAAACGAUAGUUUAUGGACUGCACAUUGCUUCUCAUGCCAUCUUACCCAAGUUUGUGGAGAAAGAAUAUAGAAGGCCUGCAGACCUAGGAGCUGAUCUCAUCACCUUGACCAUCUGACCAUUGCAUCUAGAAGAUACUGUAUGUCUCAGUCCUUUACAGACCCUUAUUUAUCAGUUCCUUUAGUACAAGAUAUUAUAUUAAGAUGCAGACCAAUUUGCACACUUGUACACUACAGCUGAUUACAUUCUGAACUAUAAAGAUCAAUGCCAUGUCUGAGUGCAAACAAUUUAGGUACCCAAUGACCACGUUGGAAAUUACAUGUGCACUUGUAUGACAUUGAUACUUCUUGCAGUUACUUGAUUACCAUGUACUUAUAUAUUCAUGUGAACACUGUGACAUGUUAAUUCAUAAGGUUAAAUAUAAAAAAAAACCUUGAAGGCAAUGCAAACUUUUUUCAGUGUUUCUCUUUCUGUUUAAUAUUUUUGUGGAGAAGAACCUAAGAGCAAACUUCUAGAUUCAGGCCUUUGACAAUCCUGAUUUAAUAGAUAGUUACCAUAUUUAUCCACUGAGCAUUUUAAAUGUAUUAAAGUGACCCAUCUAAGCCAAUAUUAGCAAGUACUGACAGGUUUGUGAUUGGGGCCCAUUAUAUUUCUGUUGAAGACCAUGUUGUCAUUUUACACAUAUAAAAGAGAGGAAUCACUUCUUGCUAAAAAGGAGAAUCUGUUUUACUGGGGGUAGUUGCUCUCAGAUCAUCCUGAUGUUUACCCCAUGUUUAUUUUGGUAAGUGUGGUGAUGCUUAUGGUGAUUACAGAGUUCUAAAAAGGUGAAGGUUAUGGCAUUUGAGGAAGACUAUUUUGUGACACACAUCAUUACAUAUCAAUGAGAGCUUUUUAAAUGUAAAUACUAGCCAUUCAAUUCAAGGGAAAAAUCAUGAAUGUAGACUGUCAGCUUUGUGAUUGUAGAUACUAGCCUAGACUAAAUGACCAGGUGAGUCUUUCCUUUUCCGUAAGGAAGAUUAACAGUAAGACUGAAAAUGUUAAUGUUGGGCAAGCCCUAACCUUUCAAGCAUCUACUGUUAGUUUCAUACCACUGUACAUAAAUCAUAGAUAUAUUAAACAGUAUUAUUCUUAUUAGAGGAAAGUAAAGGUCAUGCAGCUCAAUAAAGGUUUUCACUCUGUAUUCUCAUUCAAA
This is a messenger RNA of Electrophorus electricus (electric eel), 2746 nucleotides long. RefSeq names its product LHFPL tetraspan subfamily member 3 protein-like. Gene Ontology annotation, cellular component: plasma membrane. Gene Ontology annotation, biological process: sensory perception of sound. The record is from RefSeq and is a predicted model, not a curated record. NCBI's taxonomy places the organism in Eukaryota, Metazoa, Chordata, Actinopteri, Gymnotiformes, Gymnotidae.